AUGCUACGAUUCGUUGGCAUUUCACUCCGACAAAGAGCUCAUCUCUCGUGUCUAGCACCCACAAUUGGGGAAAUCUUUACUCAUCCUCCAAAAGUCGACUCGCAAGUCAUUGCUCGUGGCCAUAUCAAGUCUAUUCGCUCAUUCAAGAACAUUGGUUUCAUAGAUAUUUCUGACGGGUCAUCAUUUCUGACGCUAAACGUGGUUUUCCUGGAUCCAGACCACGUGUUUGAACAGAGCAAAUUCAAGGUCGGCCAGAGUGUCGUUGUGAAGGGAAAAUGGAUCGAGUCUCAGGGUAAACAAAACUACGAGCUCCAAUAUGACAGAAAUGAUCCCUCUCACGAAAUUCUGGUACUUGGAGACGUUCCCGAUAACUACGCUAUUCAGAAGAAACACCAAACACUUCAGUAUUUGCGUGGAGUACCUACUCUCCGCCAUAGAACUGGUACAUUGGCCUCGGUGAUGAGAUUCAGAUCCAACGUGGAACUGGCCAUUAUGAAAUACUUUUCCACCAACGACUUUGUCAAAGUUUCUCCACCGAUGGUGACAUCUUCUGACUGUGAAGGUGCUGGCGAGAUGUUUGUUGUAACACCUUUGAACAACAACUCUAAGGAGGUAAAUGAAAAGUUCUUUGGAAAGGAUGCAUACUUGACAGUGUCCACACAACUCCAUUUGGAAGUGCUAGCACUUUCGCUCAAUCGAGUAUGGUCUUUGAGUCCAUGUUUUCGGGCGGAAGACUCGAACACCAAUAGGCAUUUAAGUGAGUUCUGGAUGUUGGAAGCCGAAAUGUGCUACAUUGAGAAGGUGCAUCAAUUGACCGAUUUCGUUGAGAACAUGAUUCGUCUGGUGGUUCAGCAUAUACAAGACGAUACGUCACAAUACAAACUCGGAGGAGUGGAAGAUUUGCACAAGUCACGCUACUCAAAAGAAGAAGUGGACAAAAUGACCACCAGAUGGAACACCAUCCUUUCAGAAAAGCCAUGGCCAUCCAUCACCUACACUGAAGCCAUUGAUUUGAUUAAUAAAAUCAAAAAUAAGGGCCGCCUGAAAGGUAGAGUGGCGUGGGGAGAUUCAAUUCUGACAGAACACGAGAAGUGGUUGGCAGGUAGUCAUUUCCAAUCGCCAGUGUUCAUCACAGAUUAUCCCGCCGAUCAGAAACCAUUUUACAUGCCACCUUCAGAUGCAAGUGUUUUUGAUCCAGAAAGGCCUACUGUCGCUUGUUUCGAUUUGGUUGUUCCAGAUAUUGGUGAGUUGAUUGGAGGCUCAGUGAGAGAGCAUAGGUACGAGCCACUAGUGGCAGAAAUUGAAAAGCGAGGAAUGGUGGCGGAGACUUUGGACUGGUACCUCUCGACUAGAACUAACGGAAGUGUUCCACAUGGAGGAUUUGGCAUGGGUUUCGAAAGAUUGAUUGCCUAUCUCGCAGCCAUGGAGAACAUCAAGGAUGUGACAGCUUUUCCUCGAGCACCACAGUUAAACGUCAAAGAACAGCAGGAGUUCCAGCAGAUUGUCGAGCAGAAGCAGAUGAAGGACUUCAUGAGAUUGUACUCAAACUUGGUCUCUAGAUGUUUCGAUGACUGUGUCAACGAUUUCACCUCGGCCAACUUGACCAACAAGGAGACUUCUUGUAUUGCCAAGUGUUCUGAGAAGUUCUUGAAGCACAGUGAGAGGGUAGGCCAGAGAUUCCAGGAGCAAAACGCUAUGUUGAUGCAAAACAUGCAGAGAAAGUAA
Molecule: messenger RNA, 1725 nt
Organism: Sungouiella intermedia
Lineage: Eukaryota; Fungi; Ascomycota; Pichiomycetes; Serinales; Metschnikowiaceae
Source: the annotation of a GenBank genome assembly